CCCUGCCCAUUUCCCCACAAAUCCUCCUCUUCACACUUUCUCUCUUUCUCUCUCUCAAGGAAAAUGUCUCUUCUUGGGUUUCUGCUUGUGGGGUUUUUCUCUCUGCUCUCAUCUGUUCAAGGGGAUGCAGGUGGUUGGACUGAUGCUCAUGCCACUUUCUAUGGAGGGGGUGAUGCCUCUGGAACAAUGGGUGGGGCUUGUGGUUAUGGAAACUUAUACAGCCAGGGAUAUGGGACCAACACUGCAGCUUUGAGCACAGCCUUAUUCAACAGUGGGUUGAGCUGUGGUGCUUGUUUCGAGAUUAGGUGUGCGAAUGACCCAAGGUGGUGUCGUUCUGGCUCUAUUACGGUCACAGCCACCAACUUCUGCCCUCCAAACAAUGCCCUCCCAAACAAUGCAGGAGGGUGGUGCAACCCUCCCCUACAACAUUUUGACCUCUCUCAGCCUGUCUUCGAAAGGAUUGCAGAGUACAGAGCUGGGAUUGUUCCAGUCUCCUACAGAAGGGUACCCUGCAUCAAGAAAGGAGGCAUCAGGUUCACCAUGAAUGGCCAUUCUUACUUCAACUUAGUACUGAUAUCCAACGUUGGAGGUGCUGGUGAUGUCCACAGUGUUUCCAUCAAAGGGUCAAAAACAGGUUGGCAACCCAUGUCUAGGAACUGGGGUCAGAACUGGCAAAGCAACUCCUACCUCAACGGACAGAGCCUCUCCUUCAAGGUGACCUUAAGCGAUGGGCGAACCGCGGUCUCAAACAAUGUUGUACCUGCUGGCUGGUCCUUUGGCCAGACCUUUAGUGGGUCACAGUUCACCUAGAGCCCCUAACUUGCUUAAUGGUGUAUCCUAAAUGUAGAAGAAGAGUACAAGACAAAGAUACAAAGGGGUCAGCAGUCAAGUUUGGUUCGGGUCAAUUGCAGUAGUUAAAAGGGGCUUAAUUUAGAAAAUGGCUCUGUUAGUUCAGUGUAGAUUCUGGUCUCCCUUGUUUUAAAAGGGAGAGUCCGGACAUGGGCAGUGGUGGGGCAGUUACCACCCGCCACUAUAGUUCUUAGUAAGUUUAUAUAAUGAGAUAUCGCAUAUAUUUCCCCUUUGUUCUUUCUAGUUUCCUAAUAGAAAAGUUUUGUAUUUUCCUUCACACGAAGCCUUGCUUUAAUCAAUAAUAAGUCUGCUGAAUGAUGGAUGAGUUUGUCCUUUCAGUUC
Vitis riparia (riverbank grape) is the source of this 1191-nucleotide messenger RNA. RefSeq names its product expansin-A1-like. The transcript is spliced from 4 exons. Gene Ontology annotation, cellular component: extracellular region. Lineage: Eukaryota; Viridiplantae; Streptophyta; Magnoliopsida; Vitales; Vitaceae. Bases 64 to 810 code for a protein of 248 amino acids. The record is from RefSeq and is a predicted model, not a curated record. Gene Ontology annotation, biological process: plant-type cell wall organization.